This is a messenger RNA of Daldinia caldariorum, 3299 nucleotides long. RefSeq names its product fungal-specific transcription factor domain-containing protein. The transcript is spliced from 5 exons. Gene Ontology annotation, molecular function: zinc ion binding; RNA polymerase II cis-regulatory region sequence-specific DNA binding; DNA-binding transcription factor activity, RNA polymerase II-specific. NCBI's taxonomy places the organism in Eukaryota, Fungi, Ascomycota, Sordariomycetes, Xylariales, Hypoxylaceae. The record is from RefSeq and is a predicted model, not a curated record. Gene Ontology annotation, cellular component: chromatin. Gene Ontology annotation, biological process: DNA-templated transcription; regulation of transcription by RNA polymerase II. Bases 262 to 2970 code for a protein of 902 amino acids.
UAAUAAUUUAAUAACGUCAAUAUACUUGACGGAUACCAUGUACUCACCUUGAGCCUCUAGCCUACCUAACAUUAGCAAGAGCCUCAACCUUCCCCCCCAUUUCUUUUCUCUUUUACUUUUUCGUAUUUCCUCUCUCCCCCAAAGUUAAUUGGGAGGGUGAGAAUGGGGGUUGUCCGUUCUUUGAGACGAUCCACAUCACUAGAUUCGUUGAAAGUGGUGAAUGCCAACUAGUUGGGUCGCUACGUGAUUGUGAGUCUGGGCAUGAUGCAGCGAGCCAAGCGUAAUAGAACUCGGCGGGAGGGUGAUGGUGACACCAGACGAUCUUUUCAUUGCAACUAUGAAGGUUGCGGUAAAUCUUUCUCGCGGUCUGAGCAUCUCCAUCGUCAUCAAAAGAACCAUACGGAUGGAAAUGCGACUUGUCCGCGCUGCCGCGCCCACUUCAAACGUCAAGACCUUCUAGAAAGGCACAUGAACCGGCAUAAACAGAAGGAUGAAGAAGCCGGAGGCGCAGGUGUCGGUACGCUGAACACGCGUAAGCGCAUGUGGAAAGACCACGACGGACGGAUUGUCCAGAAGAAGCCAGUAGAACAGAAUACGUCUUGUGGUAGCAGUAGCAGUAGUAGUGUGGGAGUGUCGUUUGUAUCUCAGGCAGAAGGUCCCAUUUCACCUCCUGUGUCAACCCAUAAUUCGGAUCACCAAAGCGAGAACGACCCGGCGACAAAUACGGCUUUCGCCCAUGGCCAUAACCUUUUAUCAGAUUAUGAGCUUUUAAAUGGACAAUUAGGUUCUCAUGCUGAUAGCGGUUACUGGAUUGCGCCCGAGACAUUACAACCUCCAUUCUUCGAUAUAAACUACGAUGAAGUAUUCCAGCCGGAUACGGCGAGUUCGUUUAAUAUGCCAUAUACGACGCAAGUAAAUUAUGACUGGUUGUUUAGUCUUGAUAAUAAUGUUCCGAGCGCUGCUGUUCCGCACCCCCCUUAUGUUUCUACUCCGUCCUUGGGUACCUUAUAUACUGGCGUUCAAAAUCACCCCCCUAGUUUGAGUCAAGACAACUUCUCGCCAGGGGCUAGGCCUUACACCGGGGGCAUGCCUGAGAACUCUUUAACAUCUAUAGGAUCCCUCGACUGUAUGCCUUCUAGGGAGAACACUGAAGAUAUUGCAACUCCUGGCUCCUCUGAUAGGACGGCGGUUAGCCUCUCACCGGCAGCUAAGCAAAUUCACCAGGGUCCAGGGGGCUUUCGCGAAGCAGAAAUCGAGCGUCCCCUGUCCACUCUUCAACCGUCGAGCCAUCUAUCGUGCAUAGACGAAUACACUUACAGCAAGAUUUUAGAAACUAUCGAGACUGCAAAGCCGGUAGCCCCCAAUGGGGCCCUCCUCGACGUCAACCAUCCGUUGAUGUCGCAGCUUUCAUUGCAAUCUUAUUUGGACCUAUACUUCAGCAAGUUCAACACCGCAUACCCGCUGAUACACCAAGCUACCUUCGAACCAAGCAAAAGCGAAUCGUUACUACUUCUGUCUAUGAUUCUACUUGGAGCUACCUACUCUGAGAAAGAAGCACAUCAACUGGCUGUCUGCAUACACGAUGUAAUCCGCCCAGCAAUAUUUUCUCAUGCGAGCUUCAACCCCAAACCAGACCUCUGGAUGCUCCAGACAAUCCUGCUAGUUGAAUGUUUUGGCAAGAGCAGGGCAGGCCAGAAGCAACACGACAUGAGCCAUCUGUUCCACGGGAUGUUGAUCAACCUGAUUCGGCGGUCUGACUGCCAGUCUGUUCGGCCAAUUCGCCCCCACGAAGAUAAAGAUAAAGAUAGCUUGGUGGCUGAUCGCAGCUGGAGACAAUGGGUAGAGGCCGAGGAGAAAAAAAGACUCGCUCUUCUAUGCUUUAUGUGGGAUACUCAGCACGCCGUUCUGUUCUGCCAAUCCCUCUGUAUGUCAGCCUUCGAACUCAGAGUCCCUUUACCCUGUAACCAAGCGCUUUGGGAAGCAUCUACAGCCGCCGAGUGGUCACGGCUCUCGCUCUUCACAGCUCCUGAGCCGAUGUAUCUUCUUGCGCUAAAGUCGUAUAUCACGCGUGAUGCUCACUAUUGCCCUCGACUAAAUGGAUUGUCGCGGAUCUUCAUCUUUCACGGUUUAAUGUCUAUUUUUUGGGACAUGCGGCGGCGAGACCAGACUAGUCUAGGCGUCAUCUCCCCGCAGGCCGGCGGGUGGCAAAGACGUCUUGGAAAUGCGUACGACGAGUGGAAGGUGGAUUUUGAUAACUUUUGUUUGCGCCUGGAGGACGUCACAUUCGCCGAGAUAAGAAAGGGCACUGUUCCAGAAAAUGCCCAAGCCGAACUGGACGUCUGGCGCGCCGCGUACAUCUCUAUAUACCAUGCUGCCCAUACCCUUCUACAUUCGGAAUUCCUUGACAUACAAAUAUUUGCGGGUGCACGGCAUAUCCUUGGACGCUCAGUUCAACGAACGGACUUUAUUCGCUCAGAGAAAGUCAUAAAACGAUGGGCUACGGGCUACACCGUCCCAGGUUCUGAAAAUAGCGACGGAUCCGCAGAUGCGGUAGCAGCGGUUUGGCAUGCGGCCCAAUUACUUCAGAGCGCAUCGCAGACGCUCGUUGAUUUCGACUCCACGGGCUUGUUUCACGUACCAUGGUGUCUUUACUUGGCCACUUUGACAGUAUGGGCAUUCCACCACACUAGUCGUAAUGGAACCAAGGGGUCUGGCCUCCGUCCCGAAGAUGAUAGUGAACUUGUUUGGGAUGCUCAAGCAGAAAUGCGCGUGCUCAUAGACUCGAUGGUUGAAGCGGGUAUUCAAGGUCUACUUGAAAUACAGGGGCUAAAGCGAACCAGCGGCCUGGUGUGGGUUAUGGCGGAAGUGUUGAGUAAAGUCCGCUGGGGAAUUGUGCAUGCCGGCGUCACUGUGCUUAAGGGCUUGAUCCCCUGGAGAUUGAUCGGGAAGUUUGACGAUACUAGUAUCUGAGUGCAUGUGCUUCGAUAUGCCCGCACAGGUAUGAUGAAAAAUCAAAAAUCAAAAAUCAAAAAUCAAAAAUCAAAAAUCAAAAAAAAAAUCAAAGAUCUACGGUUAGAAUAUCUACACGAUGAUGAGAAGUUCGAAACGCAGUUAGGGGGUCUCGUAAGGACAACUACCUACUCAAGGAAAAGGGAUGUGUGAAUUAAGAGAGCAUGUAACCCCAUGAAUGCCACCAAUAUGUGAAGUAUACCGUACAACUUGCCGAAUGCUGAUGAAAAAAAUGAACCCAUAGGCAUCGCCACGCAUACAUUUUGCUCUUUAAACCCCCCUUCCAUUAU